Molecule: messenger RNA, 1508 nt
Organism: Mustela erminea (ermine)
Lineage: Eukaryota; Metazoa; Chordata; Mammalia; Carnivora; Mustelidae
Gene: PIGK
Product: phosphatidylinositol glycan anchor biosynthesis class K
Exons: 11
Coding region: 41-1228 (395 amino acids)
Biological process (GO): protein localization to cell surface; proteolysis; attachment of GPI anchor to protein
Cellular component (GO): GPI-anchor transamidase complex
Molecular function (GO): GPI-anchor transamidase activity
Source: RefSeq, a predicted model, not a curated record
GCUCCGCCCCCGCAGGUGCGGGAAGCUGAAGCCGGGAAACAUGGUGGCCUCCUGCUUUCUCAGCAGGGGUUUGACAGCCCUGGCAGGGUUGCUGCUUUUCUCCUUCGGCAGCUUGGCCGCUAGUCAGAUCGAGGAUCAAGCAGAACAGUUCUUUAGAAGUGGCCAUACAAACAACUGGGCUGUUUUGGUAUGUACAUCCCGGUUCUGGUUUAAUUAUCGACAUGUUGCAAAUACUCUCUCUGUUUACAGAAGUGUCAAGAGGCUAGGUAUUCCUGACAGUCACAUUGUUCUGAUGCUUGCAGACGAUAUGGCAUGCAACCCUAGAAAUCCCAAACCAGCUACAGUGUUUAGUCACAAGAAUAUGGAACUAAAUGUGUAUGGAGAUGAUGUGGAAGUGGAUUAUAGAAGUUAUGAGGUAACUGUGGAGAAUUUUUUACGGGUAUUAACUGGCAGGAUCCCGCCUAGUACUCCUCGGUCAAAACGUCUUCUUUCUGAUGAUAGGAGCAAUAUUCUUAUUUAUAUGACAGGACAUGGUGGAAAUGGUUUCUUGAAAUUUCAAGAUUCUGAAGAAAUUACCAACAUAGAACUUGCAGAUGCUUUUGAGCAAAUGUGGCAAAAAAGACGCUACAAUGAGUUACUGUUUAUUAUUGAUACUUGUCAAGGAGCAUCCAUGUAUGAACGAUUCUAUUCUCCUAACAUAAUGGCUUUAGCUAGUAGCCAAGUGGGAGAAGAUUCACUCUCGCAUCAACCUGAUCCUGCAAUUGGAGUCCACCUUAUGGAUAGAUACACAUUUUAUGUCUUGGAAUUUUUGGAAGAAAUUAAUCCAGCUAGCCAAACGAAUAUGAAUGACCUUUUUCAGGUAUGUCCUAGAAGUCUCUGUGUGUCUACCCCUGGACAUCGCACUGACCUUUUUCAGAGGGAUCCUAAAAAUGUCCUGAUAACUGAUUUUUUUGGAAGUGUACGGAAAGUGGAAAUUACAACAGAGACUAUAAGUUUGCAACCAGAUUUAGAAAUCAUGGAAAACAGAUAUGAGAAAGACUGGAUGAAUGAGGAACUAAUGGAACCACUGAAAUAUGCUGAACAACUUCCUGUAGCUCAGAUAAUACACCAGAAACCAAAGCUGAAAGAUUGGCAUCCUCCUGGGGGUUUUAUUCUGGGAUUGUGGGCACUCAUUAUAAUGGUUUUCUUCAAAACAUAUGGAAUCAAGCAUAUGAAGUUCAUUUUCUAGAUGUGUGAAGAAGACGGCAUAGAAGACUGCAACCUUGGAUAAAAUUUUACGUCAUUAUGCUUUUUAAAAAAUACAUUGUUCUUGUGUGAAUUGGGCAAAAAGUAUAGGGGAACUAAAUUUGAAUGAACUAUUUUAUAACUUAAAGAAAAACAACUGUUAAUGCAGGUGCUUAGUAGCACUACUUAUACUUUUUUUUGUUGUGCAUGUUAUUAAAAAGAUUGGACAAAGAUCAGAGUAUAUUUAAUGGCUGUUUUUGAAAAUAAAAAAUUUCCCUAUCUUA